UACAAGCAAAAGCCUGGUGCUCCACUGACCUGCCUGCAGCCUGGCUGCACUUUUAAAUGUUCAAAAAUCAAGAAUACUUAAAUAAGGUUUUGCAAAGAAGGGAAGACCCAAGUUAGAGCAGCAACUCCCAUCUCUGAUGCUAUCUUUUGUGAUUCACUCUCAGCCGCAACCUCAGGUAACACCUACACACCAGGGAUACAUCACAACAUUUUGUUGCAGGGGCCCUGCUUGCUCUGAACUAAUUGCCAGAGUUCUGCCACAUAUUAAACCCAAAAUGAAUUGAAAAGGCAUUAGGCUGGAUAUUAGUGAAAGGAAGGGGAGGCUUACGGUCCAGGGAGGAUGAAACAGAAGCUAAGAAUUCACAGCUAGCAGAGGCAAUGUAUGCAUAAUUCAUGCUUUUAUUACAAGAGACGUUAAUAUUUGUUCCUUUAAUUUACUGAGUUCAGCCUGUUCUACUGAGUUAAGUACAGGGCAUUGUACUGAAGGUCAAGUGAGAUGCUGGCAUUUGAUACCCUGGCAUUAAAACUUCUCUUCCACUAUUGUACCGAGGGUGGGUUUUUUGGAGCAUAUUGACCUGUGAGAAGUACCAAUUAAAGUCUGGGAAGUUAGCUUCCCCAUGGCCACACCCUGAUAUCUGUCUCUUGCAAUGACAAAGGGAGCUUCAAGGCUGACAUGAUAGCAAAGAUUGAAAGUCCUGAGUUUAGGGAGUGGGUUGGGAAGUCUGAUCUAGGCAGUGCUCAGCCUAUCUUCCUAUAUGCUUAAAAAGGUGUCAUCAUGCUCUGCAGUUUGUGUGGCCCCCAAUAGACAGCCAUGCCAACUGUAGCAUGAGCAAUAGCCAAAUGGCCCAAGCAAAUUGUUUAAUGAAGGGAAGGGGAAGCGCUGUGAAGCACCUUCCCCUUUCCAUUAAGCACACCUGCAGCGAAGUUUAAUGCAAGGGGGAGGCCCUUCCCACAGCUGUUUAGCAAACUGCUCUUAGAAGUGCUUCACCCUCUUUCAAAAUGGGGUGGUUGGGGUGAUAGACAAGGGGGUUGAGGAAGGAGGGGAGGGGUUUUGCGAGACAGGUGAGUGAGUGAGUGACUGGGUGCAAUGGACUGGUUGGAUGCAGAGGAAUUGUGGGAGGCACCAGUUGAGAAACCCCCAAGGGAAGAAGGCUCAGAACCCCCAAGGGAUUUGUAGUGGGGUGUUGGUAAGUGGUCAACAGGAGAAGAGGGAGAAGACUGGGAGGAGGAGGUGUUAGAAGCCAAAGAGGUAACAGGGUUUGGUGAGCAGGGAGAGUCUGUGGCAGAGUGAAGUCCAGAAUCAGAGGCAGAAGCUGAAGCAGGAGAACAGGAGGUCCAAAGGCAGGGAUGAGUCAGGCUGGUACAGAGUCAUGGGUAUCUCCCCCUCCUGCUGCAAAAAGAUCCCCUCCCCACUUGUCUCCCAAAACCAGAAGAGGCAUGAAAAGGGCGGAGGAGAGGUUGGCGGCAUGCAGGCUUGAUCUCUGAUUGCUUGAAAAAGGCCCUGGAGAGGAGAGGACUUAGGCAGCUGUGAGAUGGAAGGGACCUUUAGCAACUGCUUCAUGGGGACAAGACCUCUUGGUGAUGAUUGCUGUGCUCAUUAGACGCAACCCUCCUGUGUUGAUUGUGGUUUUGCUAAUAAAGAGUUAACUCCAACUUACAAGGUGUGAUUUACUGCUGGCUUCCUCUUGUGAGUGGGUGGGGAGUGAGGGAUAAAGGGAGGGUGUUUGGUUAGGUGUGGGAGAAGGGCAAAGGGAUAAACAUGAUUGAUGAGCAGAGCAAGCUGGGGUGGUGGCCUCUAGUACAAAAAAUAUUGAUAUGAGUUGUGAGUUGCAAGCAGAGCUGCAUUUGGGAUAGCAGUUGUGGGAUAAUGUGAGCUAGAGAAAAUAGUUGCUGUCUGUAAAACACAGCAAGCUGAAGGGAGGCCGAGCCAUGGCUAGUGUGUUUUUGCAUACAUUGGCUGCUAUGUUUAUGUGAGAAGCAAGACCCUCUUGGGGUGUGAAUGUUGUGAACUCCGCCAUCAUAGGCUCUGGUUGUUUAUACAUGUAUCGGUAAAUCAUAUAUAAUAAAGACACAAUCUCUGCUGUGCCUCAUUUCCAAAGGAAACAUGAACCCCUUAUAGGUGCAUGGACCCUUGGAAUCUCACACUACUCAGAGAUUGGUGUGGCAGAUAGCAAUGUACAAUUUUGUUCAGUGUGGUGUAGUGGUGAGUGUCCGACUAGGACCUGGGAAACCAGGGUUUGAAUCCCCACACAGUCAUGAAGCUCACUAGGUGACCUCUCUGCCUAACCUACCUCACAGGGUUGUUGUGGGGAUUAAAUGAGAAGCGGGAGAACCACAUGCACUACCUUGAGCUCCUUGGAGGGAAAAAUGCUGGGAUAUAAACACAAUGAAUGAAUAAAUAAUAAAUAAUAUACCACAAGGUGAAGAAUUGCUGUUCAGAAAGAUGAAUUUCAUAAGGUUCGAAUGUAGAUUGUGCACUAUGCAUGUGAACUUAGUCGACACGUGCGGAAUAUAUGCAUUUUCUAUAUUUCUUAAAAUGCACUCUUUGUGAAUUUUCUUAGUGCAGAAUAGGUGAUGGGAAGUGCUUUGUUGUUGUUUUUACAAAGAAAAAAACCCCUCAGCAAUCACCACCUUGAGUCUUAAUUCUCCUUCCAUCUUUCACAUGGACUGCAAGCAAUACAGAAGGCGACAGGAACAAACUGUGUGGGAGAUCACGAACAUUCAGCAUCCCGGUACCUGGUAUGUGAAGAGAGCGAGCUGUCACCCACAUAAAAUGCUCUGAAAGCUAUUUAGCGUGCUGGAUUUUGAACAGGGGAAACACUGCUGUGUGGGUUUCUCCCCCCCCCCCCCGUUAAUGGGAAAUGUUUCCAUUCCUGUUUUGUCUUCAAAAAGCUCUUUCAUUUAUCUUCUCCCCCUCCCGUCUUUUUACUCUUUCUCCAGUAAACGUGGCUGUUUCACUUUCACAGCCCUCACAAGAAUAUAUCUGGCAGGUCUGAACAGCAGCUCUGUAAUUGAGCCUUAAUAAACCCUCAUCAAUGUAUUUCAGUUCCCUUGGAGUUUUUACUACUUCAAUAGAUCCCCUUCUGCUCUGACGGCAUUGUCCUGCAACUUUCAGCUGGAGCUAAUAAUGACUUCUCUACCUGGCUUCCUCCUUCUUAAAUGCUGACCUUGAGUAUGAGUUGGAUGUUCUUUCAAAGAUCCCGUUGCCUCUUGCCCAUUGGUCCUCUCAAGCCACGGAGUCCUGCCUUCACGGUAUCCCGGAAGAACUCCGCUGUGGCUUCUACAAGCUUUCAUCCACUAUGGAAGGCCAAGUACCUUGGAGGCCCUGGUGCCAUGGGAUCCAGUUAUUGCCUUGGACCUUAUUUCCAAUGAAAAAGGGAUUAACACUGAGGGGCUCUUAAGGAGAGGGGGCAAUUACUGGCAUGAAUGAUGAGUGCCACUAAUGGGGCUGGGGUUCUUGUUGGCCUUACAACAGUGUCAGUCCCACUAGACUUUAGCCCACACAGUGGCCUGAUGUCCGGGCCACUGAGCCACAAUUUGACUCUGAAUCAGACUUCACCAACGUCCGAUCCUCUGAAUGUCUCUGAGGGGGCAGCAGCCCCUCGGAAGUCCAUCGGGGACAAGAACUGGCCUGCCCUCCUCAUCCUGAUCAUUAUCCUACUGACUAUUGGAGGGAACAUUCUGGUCAUCAUGGCAGUCUCCUUGGAGAAGAAGCUCCAAAAUGCCACCAACUACUUCCUGAUGUCCUUGGCAGUGGCAGACAUGUUGGUGGGCAUCCUUGUCAUGCCAGUUUCCCUCAUCACCAUUCUUUACGAUUAUGCUUGGCCCUUACCUAAACAAUUGUGUCCAAUCUGGAUUUCCUUAGAUGUCCUCUUUUCUACUGCCUCUAUCAUGCACCUCUGCGCCAUCUCUCUUGACCGCUAUGUUGCGAUCCGUAACCCCAUCGAGCACAGCCGGUUUAAUUCUCGCACCAAGGCAAUAAUGAAAAUUGCUGCUGUUUGGACCAUCUCUAUAGGGAUCUCGCUGCCCAUCCCAGUCAUCGGCCUGCAAGACGAUUCCCGGGUGUUUGUGAAUGGAAGCUGCGUCCUCAAUGAUGAGAACUUUGUCCUCAUUGGUUCCUUUGUGGCGUUCUUCAUCCCGCUCAUCAUCAUGGUGUUUGCCUACUGCCUGACCAUCCAAGUGCUGCAGAAGCAAGCAUCUGUGUUCCUGUACGGGGAGGCGCCCAAGCAGAGGAGGAGCAGCAUGAGCUGUCUGAAGAAGGAGAACAACACGGAGAACCUCUCCAUGCUCCAGAACCAUGAGGCCGCAUCCCACUUGAACUCUCCUGUCAACAAGGAAGGGGUGCUGUUCCGGAAAGGCACCAUGCAGUCCAUCAACAAUGAGCGGAGGGCUUCCAAGGUCCUGGGGAUUGUCUUCUUUCUGUUCCUCAUCAUGUGGUGCCCCUUUUUCAUCACCAACAUCAUGUCUGUCCUCUGCAAGGAAGCCUGUGAUGAGGCUCUGCUGGGGGAGCUCCUGGACGUCUUCGUUUGGGUGGGCUACAUCUGCUCUGGGGUCAACCCCCUGGUAUACACACUCUUCAACAAAAUCUACCGCAGGGCUUUCUCUAACUACAUCCGCUGCCGUUACAACAAUGGCAAAAAGUCAGCGCAGCGGCACAACCAGUGUCCAAAUGUCUCGACAACAGCUUUAUACGGGAAAGACCUCAAUUUGAACAGUUACCGCAAUGGGAAUGAACUCAACAGCAUGGAGAUGGACGAGACGGAGGAUGCUUUGGAAAUGCACGUAGGAACCUCAGAGCUCUCGAUAAACAACUGCAGUGGCAAGAAAACGAGUAGUGUGUAAGACUGUUCAAGGACACACCUAUGCUCUGGAUUUCGUUGUGGCUCAGCUACAGACAAUGUAUGUGUUAAUCAAAGAAUGAUGUAAAUAAUGCAUUCUGAACAAAGCAGUCUCUCCUUUUUUUAAAUUUGAACUUUCACAUUUGUAACUCAUUGCUUUCCAUCAUUCCUAAAACAGAAUCUGUACUUACUGUUAAAAGCAGAGGCGGCAGAGCCUCUAUAGGAACAGUGGGUACCAGACCCAAAGUGGCAUUUGUUAUUUUGCUUCUGAAAUGUUGAUUUUUCUCGCCUUGCUGCAUGAACAAAAGUGCUGACUAUUAAUCUCAGGUGGUAUUUUUUUGAGUCCUCAAUGGUCCAUUAUGAGUAGUCACAAAUCAAAUAAAGGGAUAUGGGCUUGGAUAGUUCAA
This is a messenger RNA of Podarcis raffonei (Aeolian wall lizard), 5244 nucleotides long. Its product is annotated as 5-hydroxytryptamine receptor 2A-like. Gene Ontology annotation, cellular component: plasma membrane; dendrite. The transcript is spliced from 4 exons. Gene Ontology annotation, molecular function: neurotransmitter receptor activity; G protein-coupled serotonin receptor activity. The record is from RefSeq and is a predicted model, not a curated record. Gene Ontology annotation, biological process: chemical synaptic transmission; G protein-coupled receptor signaling pathway, coupled to cyclic nucleotide second messenger. The coding region runs from base 3426 to 4841 and encodes 471 amino acids. Lineage: Eukaryota; Metazoa; Chordata; Lepidosauria; Squamata; Lacertidae.